Messenger RNA from Trachymyrmex cornetzi, 1718 nucleotides. Its product is annotated as polymerase delta-interacting protein 3. The transcript has 7 exons. Gene Ontology annotation, cellular component: nucleus. Gene Ontology annotation, molecular function: mRNA binding. Gene Ontology annotation, biological process: mRNA export from nucleus. The coding region runs from base 248 to 1453 and encodes 401 amino acids. Lineage: Eukaryota; Metazoa; Arthropoda; Insecta; Hymenoptera; Formicidae. The record is from RefSeq and is a predicted model, not a curated record.
CUUUCAUUUAUUGACAGAAGUCUGUGGUGAAAAUCUUUUCUUAAAUUUUCAUUCUUCAGAUAUCUUUAGUUGAUAGUCCCGUUUCCAUGUAGUCGCUCGAAUAAACUUGGCGUGCGCGAAUAUUAGUCGCAGCCGUGAAUAGCUCGGAAAUCCUGAGCAAAUUCUACUGACUGUUCUCUUUAAUGAUACCACAGUAUCAUAUCCGGCUUGGUUGAUAAAAACUUACUCCGCGAUUUCUGAAGAAGUCAUGAUACGCAGGGGUGUCUCCAACAGAGGAGCACGAGCAAACGGUUCUAUGAGGGGACGUGGCUCACAGGUGAUCAGAGAUGCACGAUUUAAAAUAAUACAGAAGAACCGGGAGAAGCUGACCGACGCCAGGGACAAGCUUGCCGAGAUAGCGAAGCAGAGCGAUGCACGACUCAAGCUAGACAAGAUUCGUGCGUCUCAUUACAAGAAGAUAGAUACUCAGCUUUCAAGCAUUUCACGCAAGACUGGCCGAAACGGCAGAUUGUCGUUGUCGACGAAUAAAAUGCCGUCUUUGAUGCAGCAUGUGUUACCAUCUAAUAUGCCAACCAAUUAUAUGCAGCCUUCGACGAGAACGGUUGGGUACAGACCACCUCUCGCCGAGCCUUAUAUAGGAGAAAUGAAUAUGGAUUAUACUGAUGAUUAUCUGACGGAUUCUCCUUCGCUGAGGAGGACUGUGAGUAACGAAUAUGCACCAACACCUCCACCUCCACCUCCUGUAUUCAAUAUUAAUCCGAUUUCUCCUUAUACCUGGGUGAAGUCUAGAAACACUAAUGUUACUAGGAUUCCAGCUCGAAAAUCUGAGAUGGAAAAAGAACGAGAGAGGCAAAGAGAUUACAACAAACUCGCUGCACGCUCCGCGAUGGUAAAAACUGCUUCACCUUCUUAUAAAGAAGAUUGGAAUUUUGGCACAAAAUCAAGAACAAUUGUAGCAGAAGAAACAGCAGAUUCUAAGUACUACGAUUCCAGAAAUAUUCGAGAGGUAGGAAUUAAGUCACGUCUUGAUGUUUCUGGCAAUAAGACAAGAACAAUGAGUGUUUUAUCACGGCCGAAAGCAAGUUCCAGUUCAUCGGCGCAAUCGAAUGGCUAUCGAAUUGUAGUAUCCAACUUGCAAGCCAACGUCACGCAAGAAGAUAUUAAGGAAUUAUUCGAGGAUGUUGGAGAACUGCUCGUUUCAAGACUAGUUCGUCCAGGUACAGCGGAAGUAAUCUACAAAACACUAAAGGAUGCAACUAAAGCAGUUGAGACUUAUCAUAAUCGACAAUUAGAUGGUCAUCCAAUGAAAUGUCUUCUUGUUAAUCCACGAUCAAAAAAUAAUCCCACUGGGCCAGCCGUUCGGUCUCUUACGGAAUCGAGACGUAGUAUCAGCUCAAGUUAUGUACAACCAAGUUUAGGAGCGGUACAUCGCGCCUUGUUUGACGAUUCUUAAUCGACUGUAUCCAUUUUGAUAAAACGACUAAGUUAAUAUGAAGGAAAGAAAUGUCUUGUAUGUGUAAUGGACAUUACGCAGAUUAUUCUUAGGAAAGCGAAUGGAGAACCGACGAAACAUGCGUACUCGAUGUGCGCAACUCCAAUUCCCAAUUGUAAUUGUAUUAAUAAACUUAUACCACUCAUUAUCUUUGGUAGUCUAUAUGGUCUAAACGACCAAUAACACUGGAACGCUCGUAAAAUUUUUGUAAAUUAUUUUUAGAGAU